Arachis ipaensis is the source of this 407-nucleotide messenger RNA. The record is from RefSeq and is a predicted model, not a curated record. NCBI's taxonomy places the organism in Eukaryota, Viridiplantae, Streptophyta, Magnoliopsida, Fabales, Fabaceae.
UCUGCUAAGAAGGAUUGGCGUGGUCGUAGUAUGAUUGUUGUAGCUAGCCCUCCCACAGAAGAUGUUGUGGUUGCUGCGGAGCCACUCACAAAGAAAGAUCUUGUGAAUUAUCUUGCCUCUGGUUGCAAGACCAAGGAUAAAUGGAGGAUAGGUACUGAACAUGAGAAGUUCUGCUUUGAGUUUGGAAGCUUGCAUCCAAUGAAGUACGAGAAAAUAACAGAGUUGUUGAAUGGCAUUGCUGAGAGAUUUGAGUGGGAUAAAAUAAUGGAUGGUGAUAAAAUUAUUGGACUCAAACAGGGGAAGCAGAGCAUAUCAUUGGAGCCAGGUGGUCAGUUUGAGCUUAGCGGAGCCCUUCUUGAAACCUUGCAUCAGACUUGAGCUGAAGUUUAUUCACACCUCUAUCAGGU